CAAUAAUGCACGGCACCCGGGAAAGCAGAAGGGCUCUACGUCCUGUCCCUCUGAUGCUGCAUUAAAUAAGCAGGCCAGGGCUUAAAACAACCCAAAGGCAGGAACCCGAAAAAUAAAAGCGCUUCCCCCGGAAGCAGCUGCUGCCGCCGCUGCUCCACUGCCCCGCAACAGCAACCGCUGCAGGUCGCAGCCCGGUUUCAGGCCCCGCCGAUAAAAGCGAGGAGAAAGCGAACUCUAUUCCCCUCCCUCCUCCCAUCUCUCUCAUCUUCGCUGCCAUUUCUUUCCUAUUGAUCUGCUGUGCCGCAGCAGCGGUGCAGCGCCAACAGCGACAACCAGAUCAGACAAAACUCGGCAACAUCAGCGGCGAUGAAAGGAGAGAGAGAGAGAGAGAGAUUAGAUUCAGCUUAAAAUAUUUAACUAAAGAGUGAGAAAAAGACGAGAAGUUAAUGAGAGAGUACGGAAGUGCAUGGUUAGCGGGUCGCUUUUGACCCGCUGCUUUUUAGCAAAGCUGAAGCUGAAGCUGAAGCUGAUGCAGAGGAGACCCCAAGGGGAAGAGAAGGGAAGGGAAAAGCUUGAAUCUUUGAAUCUUUAACCAUUCGCCCUCGAUCUCUCCGCCGUAUCCAAUAUCCACUGUGCUGCUGCUCGCCUGGUCUCCCGCCUCUCACGCUGGCCUUUCCUUUUCCUUUUCCUUAAAAAAGCUUUUAAAACGUAUCUUCCUCUUCUCUUCUCAUGGCCACCACCGCCAUGCAUCAUUCCACCCUUGCCAUGCUCCUGCUCCACCCCCUAGCCCUAUCCCUAGCCCUAGUUUCUGUUGCUCGUUAGUUUUCUUCGCUCCCUUUGCUUUGGUUCUUGGGUUCAGGGACGAUGGGGAUCGAUCUGAACACGGUUGAGGAGGAGGAGGAGGAGGAGGCGGAGCUACCGGCCGCUCCACAGGUCCCGAGCCAGGCGCAGCGCCGCCCUUCGCCGGCGGCGGCCGGAGCGGAGGCACUGUGCCUGGAGCUGUGGCACGCCUGCGCGGGGCCGCUGAUAUAUCUUCCGAGGAAGGGGAGCGUGGUGGUGUACCUGCCGCAAGGGCAUCUUGAGCACCUGGGGGACGCCGGCGGCGGACUCUUCCGAUACGACUUGCCGCCUCACAUCUUCUGCCGCGUCAUCGACGUCAAGCUCCAUGCUGAUGCAGCUACAGACGAGGUUUAUGCGCAGCUCUCUCUGGUUGCCGAAAGUGAGGAGGUCGAGCGGCAACUGCGGGAGGGCGAAGUUGAAGGAGAUGGGGAAGUGGAAGAUGUUGAUGGUCUUCAUAGGUCUUCGAUGCCUCAUAUGUUCUGCAAGACGCUCACAGCCUCCGACACAAGCACUCAUGGAGGAUUCUCUGUGCCUCGCCGAGCUGCUGAGGACUGUUUCCCUCCUCUGGAUUAUAAGCAGCAGAGGCCUUCACAAGAACUUAUUGCAAAAGAUUUGCAUGGUGUUGAAUGGAGGUUUCGACAUAUUUACAGAGGUCAACCACGCAGGCAUCUUCUUACCACAGGAUGGAGUGCAUUUGUCAAUAAAAAGAAGCUUGUCUCAGGGGAUGCAGUGCUUUUUCUUCGUGGCAAUGAUGGGGAGCUCAGACUCGGAAUCAGGAGAGCAGCUCAACUUAAGAAUGGUACUCCUUUUUCAGCACCUUGGAGCCAGAGCUUGGAUCUUGGCAAACAGGCUGCCGUGGCCAAUGUUGUCUCCACAAAAAGUGUAUUCCAUAUCUAUUAUAACCCAAGGGCAAGCCCAUCAGAAUUUAUAGUACCAUAUUGGAAGUUUGCAAAGAGUUUCAGCCAUCCGUUCGCAAUUGGAAUGAGGUUCAAGAUGCGAUAUGAAAGUGAAGAUGCAGCUGAGAGAAGGCACACAGGGUUGAUAACUGGGAUUGGUGACUUGGACCCUGUAAGAUGGCCUGGUUCAAAAUGGAGAUGUCUGUUGGUGAGGUGGGAUGAUGAUGUCGAUACUGGUCGUCAGAAUCGGGUGUCUCCAUGGGAGAUUGAGCCAACCAAUUCAAUUUCGGGCCAUAAUAGUCUGUUGGCACCGGGUUCCAAGAGAACCAAAAUCUCCCUUCCCACGGUCGAUCCGGAUUUUGCAGUUCCGAAUGGAAAUGGGUGUCCAGACUUGGGGGAAUUUGCAAGGUUCCACAGGGUCUUGCAAGGUCAAGAAUUUAUGGGUUUCAAAACUCCUUAUGAUGGUAUUGAUGUAACAAUUUCUCAGGAAACUGAGGCAAGAAAUCAUCAAUACUUUGAUACGAGGAGAUCCACCACCAAUGCGAAUAGCUGCAUGUCAGGUGGUCCAAGAAGUGGGGUCAGAGUUCCAGUUGGAAAUUCUGAUUUCCCCUACAAGUGCAUAGGCUUUAGUGAAUCUAGUAGAUUCCAAAGGGUCUUGCAAGGUCAAGAAUUAGUUCCAGAAAAUCCGCCAUACCAUGGAGGAAUAGUUAAUAUUCAUUCAAGAAAUGGUCAGUUCGGCUCAAUUGAUGCUGCGCAUCUAUCUGGUGCUGGAAACAGAUGUCCUGCACCUAGCCAGGGAUGUACUCUUCUACAAUCAUUGGGGCUGUCGGUUCAAGCAUCAUCUCCAUCUUCUGUGUUAAUGUUUCAACAAGCAAGUUUUAAGCCUCCAUGCUCUCAGUCAGUGUUGGACAUGAAUCAGAGGAGAAAGGAUGAUGGAGUAUUGAGCAGAAAAGAGACAUCCUUACAUUGUUGGCCCCGUUAUGUAGGGGGUGAAGUCAUCAAUGAACACCACAAAGCAGGAAGAGUCCAUGCUUCUAAGCCAGAGUUGAAAAAUGACAAAAAAAUCAGCAGCAGUGUUUGCAAGCUUUUUGGUUUUCCCUUGACUGAGAGGAUUCCUUUGACAAAUGAAGUGGAUAGAACUGAGAGAAAUUCCGAAACCAAUUUCCCGACUUCAAAGCCUCAAAGACCUGCCAAACCCCUUAGGCGCAGCUGCACUACUAUGCUGCAGGUUCACAAGCAAGGGAGUGUUGUAGUCAGGGUUGUUGAUCUCUCAAAGCUUGAUGGAUAUGAUGAACUGAUUUGCGAGCUCGAACAAUUGUUUGAUAUGAAAGGGCUGUUAAAUGACCCACAUAGAAAGUGGAAUGUUGUCUAUACUGAUGAUGAAGAUGAUAUGAUGCUAGUUGGAGAUGAUCCCUGGCAGUUGAGUGGAAUUUUGCAAAAUUGCUUCAAAAAUAUUGAUAUGCACAAACUACGAGGAAAUGAUGGCAUGUGGUGAAGAAGCCCAUGGUUACUCAGAUGGGCCAUCUUUUCCCUUCGACGUCACCAGGUUUUCCUUGGGAUCCAGUAAAUCCUCAGUGUCAACGUAAAAGAAACUUUGUGGGCCUGAAACUAUCGUUAGAGUUAGAAGUCGAACCAAAUUAUUGUAUCUGUUAGGCUUGUCUUGGCAUCCAUCUUUUCUCUUCUCUGCUCUUGUUGCUAAAUUUGUCUAAAUAGCUUAAGAAGAAAUUCUACUAUCCAGUAUCUGUUGUAAGGGUUUGUUGCAGUAUUGGUGUUCUGUUUUGACAGUAUUCUGAACUCUAAUGGUAACAGCUUCUCAGGCCUGCAAGUUUUGCCCGUGCA
This is a messenger RNA of Phoenix dactylifera (date palm), 3575 nucleotides long. The record is from RefSeq and is a predicted model, not a curated record. NCBI's taxonomy places the organism in Eukaryota, Viridiplantae, Streptophyta, Magnoliopsida, Arecales, Arecaceae.